GGGCCGCGCCGCACGCCUGCUGCCGGCUGCCGCUAUCGCUCGACUCCCAGCCACAGCUCUGCGGCCGCCUCCGCGCCUUGCUUCAUCUUCUUCCUCCUUCUCUUCUUCUUCUCGCCUCUCUCCGUUGCCCGCCAUGCAGGCGUUCCAGUACCCCGAGGUGUACCGCGACGAGACUGCCGUGAGUACGGCACUCGCCCCGUGGCAGCUCGCCGGCGUGUGGCGGCCGCCGGGCCCGGCCUCUGGGGCAGCCUGUCUCGCCAGCCCUCUCGGUGCUCCGGGGGGCCGCCUCGGGAGUGGGGGGUUAGUGCUUUCUCGGCUUUCAGGGCUUCGUUCGGCUUCGGCCGUUGAAAAUCCAGUGUGCUCCGUUUAAAGGGUCUGGGUUUUUUAACGUCUGUGGGCCGUGGCGGCUGCUAGGGGCUUGUUAAAAGCCAAAUUUGUGGCUGUCGUGCCGGUGCCUGCGGGCUGCUGCGCCGGGAGCCGGCCCGGGGCCGCGGGGUGGCCGGGGGCGAGCGGGUCUCACGGCCGCGCAGAUCCCGGAGCUUUUGGUACGGUGGCGUGUUUCAGGGAAAUCCAGGCCUCCCCCUGGGCUGGGGUAGCGUACAGAGGAACAAGUAGUCUAUAUUUUUAUAUGAGGGCACAUCUGUAAAAUAGUUCACCUCCUUGUGUUGCGACCGUAACUUGAUACGCAAGGGUUACGGUGGAAGUUUGGCUUCAAAGGGGUUCAGUUUUCUUCUCCUUCCGCAAAGGGCUGUGCUUUAGGUGCCAGUCCAGGUAUUAUUUACAGAACUAACAUUAUUUUUAAGCCAAAAUGUUUGCCGACAUGAGCCAACGCUGGAAAAACUUAGGUAUUUACUUUCAUAGUUGAGUGAAAGGCUGAGCUAUGCUACUCCUAACAGCAGAUAUCUAGCCUGGAAGAAGGAAGUAGGUACAUGCAGCCACGUGGGUUAGUCUUUUGUGUUUGGGGUUUUUUUUAAAUUUUAAAUUUUUAUAUGUACUUUACUCACACGUUUCCAAGCAGCAAUAGUAGGGAGGGCUAAACGAGAGACAGUGGCAUAACCAGAAACUACAUUUUGGGGGCAGCUAGCAAUUGGGUUUUGUGAUUUGACUUGAACACCUGGAUUUGGAGGAGGUUUUGGGUUGUUUGUUUUUUGAGGGGUUUUGGUGUGUUGAGGUUUUUUAUUACUUUACCACUCUGUCUUGUGGAAGGAAUUUAUGUUCAUGUUCUGUAUUUUGCUGGUGCUCUGUUUUGUUUUUUUUUUCUGAGGACAACUCUGCUGCCUUGGUGCCAUCACCAAAGAAUGGUGUUGGAUUACCAUGGGCGUAAAAUAAGUGACCCAUACUGUUGGCUUGAAGAUCCUGACAGUGAACAGACAAAGGCAUUUGUGGAGGCCCAGAACAAGCUUACAGUACCCUUUCUCGAGCAGUGUCCUGUCAGAGGACUGUUCAAAGAACGAAUGACUGAACUCUAUGAUUAUCCUAAGUACAGUUGCCACUUCAAGAAAGGAAAAAGGUAUUUUCACUUCUACAAUACAGGACUGCAGAACCAGCGAGUUUUAUAUGUACAAGACUCCUUGGAUGCCGAUCCCAAAGUUUUUCUUGAUCCAAAUAAGCUUUCUGAUGAUGGCACUGUGGCUUUGCGAGGUUAUGCAUUCAGUGAAGAUGGUGAAUACUUUGCGUAUGGCCUGAGUUCUAGUGGCUCUGACUGGGUUACUAUCAAGUUUAUGAAAGUAGAAGGUCCUGAGGAUCUUCCAGAUACGCUGGAGAGAGUUAAAUUCAGUUGCAUGGCAUGGACCCAUGAUGGAAAAGGCAUGUUCUAUAACUGCUAUCCAAAACAAGAUGGGAAAAGUGACGGCACCGAGACCUCCACUAAUUUGCACCAAAAGCUGCAUUAUCAUGUAUUAGGAACUGACCAGUCAGAAGAUAUCCUGUGUGCUGAAUUUCCCGAUGAACCAAAAUGGAUGGGUGGAGCUGAGGUAUCAGAUGAUGGUCGAUAUGUCUUGUUGUCUAUCCGAGAAGGGUGUGAUCCAGUAAACAGGCUGUGGUACUGUGAUCUACAGACAGAGUCUCAGGGUAUAGCAGGAAUUCUUCAUUGGGUGAAGCUGAUAGAUAACUUUGAGGCUGAGUAUGAGUAUGUCACCAAUGAAGGAACAGUGUUCACUUUCAAGACAAACCGCCAUUCUCCAAACUACCGGUUAAUCAACAUUGACUUCAGUGACCCAGAGGAAUCCAAAUGGAAAGUUCUUGUCCCUGAACAUGAAAGAGAUGUUCUAGAAUGGGUUGCUUGUGUGAGGUCCAACUUCCUGGUUUUGUGCUAUCUGCAUGACGUGAAGAAUAUCCUGCAACUUCAUGACCUAGCUACUGGUGCACAUCUCAAGACCUUCCCCCUAGAAGUUGGCAGUAUUGUGGGAUAUAGUGGCCAAAAGAAGGACACUGAAAUAUUCUAUCAGUUCACUUCCUUUUUAUCUCCUGGUAUUAUAUAUCACUGUGAUCUGACCAAAGAGGAACUGGAGCCAAGAGUUUUCCAGGAGGUGACUGUGAAAGGAUUUGAUCCUUCAGUUUACCAGACAAUUCAGGUUUUCUACCCUAGCAAAGAUGGUACUAAGAUCCCAAUGUUUAUUAUUCACAAGAAAGGAAUUAAAUUGGAUGGUUCUCAUCCUGCCUUCUUAUAUGGAUAUGGAGGCUUCAACAUAUCAAUUACACCAAGCUACAGUGUGUCAAGACUUAUUUUUGUGCGACAUCUAGGGGGUGUUCUAGCAGUGGCAAACAUCAGGGGCGGUGGUGAAUAUGGAGAGACCUGGCACAAAGGUGGUAUCUUGGCCAACAAACAAAAUUGCUUUGAUGACUUUCAGUGUGCUGCCAAAUACCUCAUCAAGGAAGGCUACACGUCCCCAAAGAAGUUGACUAUUAAUGGAGGCUCAAAUGGGGGCCUCUUAGUUGCUGCCUGUGCUAAUCAGCGCCCUGACCUAUUUGGUUGUGCUAUUGCCCAAGUGGGAGUGAUGGACAUGCUCAAGUUCCACAAGUACACCAUUGGCCACGCUUGGACCACUGACUACGGUUGCUCUGACUGUAAAGAGCAGUUUGAAUGGCUGUGCAAGUACUCUCCUCUUCACAAUAUCAAACUACCAGAAGAUGAUGGCAUCCAGUAUCCCUCUACGCUGCUUCUCACAGCAGACCAUGACGAUCGUGUGGUCCCUCUGCAUUCACUGAAGUUUAUCGCUACUCUGCAAUAUGUUGUGGGCCGAAGCCGUAAACAAACCAAUCCGCUUCUCAUCCAUGUUGACACCAAGGCCGGGCAUGGAGCAGGAAAGCCAACUGCUAAAGUUAUAGAAGAAGUGUCAGAUAUGUUUGCUUUUAUAGCACGAUGCCUAAAUCUUGAUUGGAUUGAAUAGGCAAAAUGGUUAUUAUUGUCUCCUUUAGAAAACAAGGGCUUUAACACCAUUUAAGACCAACCAGACUACUACUUGGUGUAGUACUUACAUUUAAGAACUGCAGUUUAAUAUUUUAUUGAUCCAACCUGCUAUGGAGUUUUGCUCUUCUGUGCUUCCCUCUUUUUGAUGUUUCUUUGAAUUUCUUUUCUACUGCGUUCCAAAGUACGUUUUGAAAAGCAUGUUCAAAUAAAUAGCUUAGCUACUGUUGGUGCUGUUGUGAACAUUUAGAUUUCAGAGUUAGUGCUAGUCGAGCUUAUUUCCUGUAAACAAUUUUAAUGUAUUUUACACCUAUAAACAUAUCCAGAUAAUCUGUAAUUAAAUGUAAGUACUGUCCACAUACAAGAACUCUGAGCAUACUUUAUUUACACAGUAACUUAUUUAAGAAUGUAAAUUGAAGGUGUUCAGUGAUACCCAUGAAAUACCGAAGAGACAGUAAUCUGGGUAAUUAAGUCAAAUAUUAUUAAAAAGCUUAUAUUACAUGCUG
This is a messenger RNA of Grus americana (Whooping crane), 3912 nucleotides long. RefSeq names its product prolyl endopeptidase (gene PREP). The coding region runs from base 1299 to 3389 and encodes 696 amino acids. Lineage: Eukaryota; Metazoa; Chordata; Aves; Gruiformes; Gruidae. The transcript is spliced from 15 exons. The record is from RefSeq and is a predicted model, not a curated record. Gene Ontology annotation, cellular component: cytosol. Gene Ontology annotation, biological process: proteolysis. Gene Ontology annotation, molecular function: serine-type endopeptidase activity; oligopeptidase activity.